CGUCCACCUUCGCCUGACCUUUUCCAUAUCGGUGAUGAGGAAUACCACGCUCGAUACAUCACACUCUCACCCCUUCGUAACGCCUAUACCCAUGCGUCUACUUCCAGGAUUUUGCAAAGAAGUCAUCUUUGCCAAAGUUACGGACACCACUCCGCCUUAGGCUUUUAGGCACGGACGAAAACUGAUUGUAACAGCCGAUUCAAGACCUUGUAAGGAGGAAGAGUCGACGGACAGGCAGUCCAUCAGCAGGUUGAUUGGGCGUUCGAUUCGGACUUCCCCCAUGCACCAAGGUAAGUGACAAGGGGAUUAGUCUUUCAUUGCCACAGACCAAACACUUCAACCAUCCAAUAAGGACCACGACGAGAUGACACCACGACGACAGCGUGGGAUGGUCACACCGGUGACCACGUCAUCGUUGUGCCGAGACCAGCGUCGCCUAACGUCCUGCUGGCUACUUAAGUCUCGGACGUCGCCCACCCACCUCCUCUACAACCCUCUUUCCUUUCUCUCCGCAACAUGGCCUCCCGUCGCACCGCUGCGUCCGUAUCAGAACAAUUUCUGGCGCCAUGGUCACCCGAAGCUCUUAUCGCUGAAGUCUACUCACUCGCAGAGGAGAAAGGGUUUUACACACGUUGGACGUCGGUCCUGUCGGCUAAGCUGAAGAUUCAGCUCCCUAAUGGAGAUUCCGACUUGAACUCGUGUCUACAGGAGGCCCCGAAAGAAGAUCUCAUCGCUUGUGUUACGGCCCUCCGUACCGAGCUAGAAGCCAGCACACGUGUAAGAUCACAACGGAAGACCUGUCGAAGGCGACUCUCAGUCACCAAACGACGGACCAGUCAGGAGAAGCGCCAAGCCAGAGAAAAAAGAAGCAAAACGCAGGCCAAAGUCACGCCUCAAGAUAUGGGAGACCCGCUCGGAGUGGCCCAACCCAGGCAAAGUAUGGAUGUCGAGCUACAAAAGGUGGAAAAUCAGGAGACCAGAGUCGUCCAGAUUAAAGAAGUAUUGGCCGUGCAGCACAUGCAACAGCAGAAGUUCACUUCUUUCGAGGCUCAAUUUGGCGAAAUGAAGAUUAAAACGGAAGCCUACCAUCAGCAGCUACUGGGAGAGUUGAAGAUGACCCAGCAGACCAUCGAUUCGGCCGUAACAGCAUUGCAAGCUGAUCGCACAAUACAAGCUUUGGUAGGAGGGGACUUUAUUGAUAUCCGUCGCUGCAUGGAAGAGCAGGCACUUGCCAUGCGUGAGAAUGACGAACAGCUCAGGGAGGCCCGACGGCUGAUCGAUGAACAUCGUGCCGAAAUCAGAUAUCUCAAAACCCAGCUCGACAAAAAUCAGAAAGAGAUCCAACAGGGAUGCGUGGGGAAACCGACGUCAGUUACCUCUGCCGAUGCUUUUUCAGAGGCGAACACAGACGGCGACAAAGCGACUGUGUCAACUUCCUCGGCCGAAUCGACACAGUUACAAGGAAGCUAUCCUGCGGAAACAACUCAAUCGCAUAGUAUUUUUGCAUCAAGUUCGCUUUCCACAUCAUCAGCAGCAGGAAUACUUGCUGGCAUGUCUCAAACCUCGAAGUCGUCGGAUGGUAACAUGGCUCCAUCGGAUCCGAUCGCUGUAAACUCCCAAUAUACACCAAUAUUUACGGAAACACAGCAAGUACAUGAGGGACUACUGAGUGAUGUCGGAUUGGAAGACUAUUUUCACUACACCAUCGACUCCGGUAGCAGUGAUCUUCGCGGCAUCUCGGCGGGAACAACUCCCAAAUGCUGUGGUCGGAUUCCGCAUGCUUUAACUGACCGAGGCUGCAUCCUCUGCGACCAGCACUGUUUGCAAUUCACUAUGAUGACUCCUCAGCAGAUGGGCACGGUUCUGAGGCCUGGUUUCUGUUGCCCAGCCUGCUCCGACCGAGGCUGUAAAUAUGCGGUGGCGCUGGAUAUUUCCUACGUUGAGGUUCAGAGGCCUAAAUCUAUUUCUGGAUAUUGAGGGGCAAGUGUUUCUAAUGUCAAUGGCGCGGCAUAGAAGUCAAUUAGUCAUUUAUUGAGUCGUUUCUGGUGAGUCGAGGCGAUUUUCCCUUACCCAAACCAUAGG
This is a messenger RNA of Exophiala oligosperma, 2082 nucleotides long. RefSeq lists its product as uncharacterized. The coding region runs from base 517 to 1977 and encodes 486 amino acids. NCBI's taxonomy places the organism in Eukaryota, Fungi, Ascomycota, Eurotiomycetes, Chaetothyriales, Herpotrichiellaceae. The record is from RefSeq and is a predicted model, not a curated record. The transcript has a single exon.